AUGUCCAACAGCAGCUCCAUCAGGCACUUCCUCCUGCUGGCAUUGGCAGACACGCGGCAGCUGCAGCUCCUGCACUUCUGCCUCUUCCUGGGCAUCUCCCUGGCUGCCCUCCUGGCCAACGGCCUCAUCAUCAGCGCCGUAGCCUGCGGCCACCACCUGCACACCCCCAUGUUCUUCUUCCUGCUCAACCUGGCCCUCACUGACCUGGGCUCCAUCUGCACCACUGUCCCCAAAGCCAUGCACAAUUCCCUCUGGCACACCAACAACAUCUCCUACUCUGCAUGUGCUGCUCAGCUCUUUUUCUUUGUGUUCUUCCUCUCAGCAGAGAUUUCCCUCCUGACCAUCAUGUGCUACGACCGCUACGUGUCCAUCUGCAAACCCCUGCACUACGGGACCCUCCUGGGCAGCAGAGCUUGUGCCCACAUGGCAGCAGCUGCCUGGGCCAGUGCCUUUCUCUAUUCCCUGCUGCACACAGCCAAUACAUUUUCCCUGCCCCUGUGCCAGGGCAAUGCCCUGGGCCAGUUCUUCUGUGAAAUCCCCCAGAUCCUCAAACUCUCCUGCUCACACUCCUACCUCAGGGAACUUGGGCUCCUUGCAGUUAGUGCCUGUUUAGGACUUGGUUGUUUUUUGUUCAUUGUUUUCUCCUAUGUGCAGAUCUUCAGGGCUGUGCUGAGGAUCCCCUCUGAGCAGGGACGGCACAAAGCCUUUUCCACCUGCCUCCCUCACCUGGCUGUGCUCUGCUUGUUUGUCAGCACUGGUGUAUUUGCCUACCUGAAGCCCCCCUCCAUCUCCUCCCCAUCCCUGGAUCUGGCCUUGUCAGUUCAGUACUCAGUGGUGUCUCCAGCCCUGAACCCCCUCAUCUACAGCCUGAGGAACCAGGAGCUCAAGGCUGCCGUGUGGACACUGAUGACUGGAGGAUUUCAGAAAUUUUUAAGUGGAUCCCGAACUGCCCCCUCACCAUCCUCUCAGAAGCCCCCAAAAGCGGCUCCGGAUUCCCUGAUUGCUCCCAGCGCCAUAGAUUCCCGUUACAAUCACUUCUGGGAAUUAAUCUCCUGUCACCUCCCGCGGCCCCAUAGCCCCAUAUAA
Messenger RNA from Cinclus cinclus, 1086 nucleotides. Its product is annotated as olfactory receptor 14A16-like. Gene Ontology annotation, cellular component: membrane. Lineage: Eukaryota; Metazoa; Chordata; Aves; Passeriformes; Cinclidae. Gene Ontology annotation, biological process: G protein-coupled receptor signaling pathway. Gene Ontology annotation, molecular function: olfactory receptor activity; G protein-coupled receptor activity. The transcript is spliced from 2 exons. The record is from RefSeq and is a predicted model, not a curated record. The coding region runs from base 1 to 1086 and encodes 361 amino acids.